This is a messenger RNA of Aspergillus wentii DTO 134E9, 6396 nucleotides long. RefSeq names its product C50 family peptidase. The transcript has 2 exons. Gene Ontology annotation, cellular component: cytoplasm; mitotic spindle; nucleus. Lineage: Eukaryota; Fungi; Ascomycota; Eurotiomycetes; Eurotiales; Aspergillaceae. Gene Ontology annotation, biological process: proteolysis; meiotic chromosome separation. Bases 1 to 6396 code for a protein of 2131 amino acids. The record is from RefSeq and is a predicted model, not a curated record. Gene Ontology annotation, molecular function: protein binding; cysteine-type endopeptidase activity.
AUGGCGGUCUCAACAUUACUACCCGAUUCCUCUGUGGAAUCGGUGAAGCACGCCGUCCGCUCGACUUCCACUUGCUCGAAUGCCACGGUGUUGGCCCUGCAGACCCUUUUCCGAGGUGCGUCGAAAGGAAUACCGGAGAUCGAAACGAGCACAGUGAGAAGGGGCGCGAAGGGCACGAAGGAUACAGUUGCUGCCACAGGCCGGACAAAGGCGGUUAGAGGAGCAACUAAGACGAAAAUCUCGCCGAAGAAUGCAACAAUAAACACGGUCGUGGAAAAGGAUGGCUCGCGGCUUUCGUGUCAGGAGAGGCUGGUACUCGCCACGGAGGUUUUCAACACUACAUUAAAGACACUGUCGGAUGAAUUAAAAUUAUCUGCUUCUAAACGUCAGCUUUCGUCUGCGGACGAGACUAGGUCCGCGUCUACCAACGUCCCCUUACAGCCCUCCUCCGCGAACCGCGCGGUCAAGUCACCAAAGAAAACGAAGACAUCUAAACCCACACAAACCGCUGCUGCCGACCUGGAAAGCGGGGCUCCUGCUGUCGCUGAAUGUGCGAGAAUGGCACUGUCGUGUUUACGGACAUUGAAAAGUGAACAAGCAAACCAAGAUGCGUGUCCGAAUGUUCAACUCGAACAGGGGUCAUGUGUUUUGGCGGGAAGAUUAAUCUCAUUGGGCCUGAACGAUGCGGCUUAUAAAGAAUUACGAGCUUUGAAGAGGAGGAUACAACAGUACUUGGACACCGAGGCCUCCGAUCGCAAGAAAAAGACGGAAACGAGGGGGACAAAGGAUGCCCAGGAGGAUGAGGCCGUUAAGGAACGCAUGUCAGAUCUCAUCAAUUUCGCAAACAUUGCCAACGCUCGACCCCUGCAUGGAUUGCUUGUCACUUAUCAGUCGAACGCAUUGCGACUACUUUCGUCGGAGAAAAAGCCUUCUACGGUGCAGAACCUCUGCCCUUCCUUGCAACUAUCGGACCCGAGCAAUCCCGCCAAGGUUAUUAUGGCCGCUGUUGAAUCUGGAAGCCUUCCCAGCGACAAGGCUGCACUCCAGCUACAACUGCUCUCGAACACCGUCCUCUCGCUUUCUUCCGGAACCCAACAAACGAACGACAAGAACUUGGCACCCAGAGACCGAUUGAGGCCGACAACAGCCCUCAACCUUCAACUUUUAUCGCUCGAGAUUCGCUGCAUGGGAUGGAAGCUAUCAGGACAUGAGUGUGAGGAAGUGAGAGAAAUGUGGGAUCCUCUGGCCCGCUACCUUGCAGCUUUUGCCCACCACAGCAAGGGACUGGAAAAGUCCGAGUUCGCUUUGACAUACAAGACAAUCGUCCGACUACAACUAGCUUUCGCAAAUAUCAAAAGGAAACCCACAACAAACGCGAAGGACACCCAUUCAGUUACGCGAAUCGCAACUAUUAUGGGACAGCUCGCCCAGGAAGCUGGCUGUUUUGAAGAAGCCCUCAAGCUCUUCACGGAAGCUCUUGCUCCGCUCUCUGAAGGACAGUGUCUCGCUCUAGCUACAGUUCGGUGCAAAAUGGCAUCUGUACAUUUCCAAGCUCUUCGGUCUUCGAGUAAAUAUUCACAAAGUGAUGCCUCGACUGCAGUUUUGGAUUCUACGACGGCACUUGGGAUGCCACUCAAGGGCAACUCUAAUGACUUGGAUGAACUGCUUGUUGAGGCAGCGAAAUUGAAGAAAGUUGCGAUGGGAUGGCUCGGGGAUGCAGUCGCCAAGGACCAGAACAAUAGUGACAACGAUGAAGAGGACGAACUUCAUAUUAGAAUCCGCGAAUACCUCACUUCCUUUGUUCGAUUUCUCCGCCGAUACGUCGGUCGCCAACCUUCCCAGGACGAUGAACCAAAGGACCACGAAGCGUUCCAGAAAAGAGCCUUAGCAUCGAAAAGUAUUGUUCUUGCAGCUGUUGAUUCAGCUGUAGCAAUCGGAAAAUUAUCAGUCAUGUCCCAGAGCCCACCAUGGGAGGAAAUGAUUUCCCUGCUUUCCGACUGCCAACGCCUGCUCGUGACUAUGGAUGUUACUUUCGACAAGACUGCAGACUCUUUGGAAGUUGACAAUACCGGCCUUGGUUUUGUCAAAAUGUCGAAUCUAUUCUGGUCCCGGUAUGUCAAGGAAAAGGAACGUGGGCAGGGUGUUAAGGAGCUUCUCCCUCUUUUGAAACAGUCGGCGACCCUGCUUUCAGGAUGCUCAGCAUCUCAGCGAAGCACGGGAUUCGCCGCCUUGAAAUUUGAGAGACUUGCACACCUCUACUUGGAAGCCGGCGCUGGCGUGGAAUCCGAAAAGGCCUUUCAUCAAUCGAUCAAGGAGCAUGUCGACGCUGGCGUUCUGAAGCAAGUUGCAGCUGAUGCAGAAGUUAGCGUGCCUUACCGCAUGCCCCAGGAUCCAAAAAGCAGCGCAUUCAUGCUUAGCCGUGUCCUCAAUGCAUUCUUGAAAAUGAGAUUGCGACACAAGGGCUCGAAGGCGCGCGACGUGUUCGACGACAAGAAAUUAUCCACAGAGCAAAGAGGGUUGGUCCUGGAGUGGCAGCUGAAAAUAUUGACAGAGUUGCAUCCCUAUGCUCUCAGCGAAGAGCACUUCCGCGCUCUGUUCGGUACCCUCCUUUCUAAGACCCUCGACACAUACUCACCUGCACAGCAUCCGCUACGUCGACUGCAGACCAUCAUAUGCGCUGUUCGAUUCUCGCUAGAGCACCCAGGCUGUUUGGAUGCUCCCCUUCUUCAACAGCUUGUCAAGGAAGCAACAACUGGCCUCACAGACGAGCUUGAAGACGGCGAAGACUGCGACCUCGCCCCCUUCGCUGUUCACAUCAAGAAUUCUCUACGCCUUGCUCUCGGACUCCACCAAGGGAAUUUGCAACCCUACGAUCUUGAUCAGUUGAUCUCUUCAUGGACUGCCAUGGCGCAUGGUUGCCAGGAUUGGAAGGCCAUCGAAGCAUGCAUCCUCGAUAUAGAAUAUUGGUCCCUUCAAAUGAAGGCAAUUGUCGACUACACCGAGAUCCACGGAUUAUGGAAGCUUCAGAUCUCGGCUCUCGAACUGGUCCUACGGAUUACAGAACUUCAAGAGUCUGGUGAUUUCUCGGAGGCUAUCGUUGUAAUUUCACGACUGGUUUCGCAAUAUUGCCGACUUGGACACUGCAAGAAGGCCGGUAGCUUGCUUAUGCGCGCCGACCGAUACCUCAACCAAGUUUCCUGCCUAGGUGUUCUCUCAUACAAGCUAGCGCGAGCGGAAUAUCUUCUCGAAACCGGGGAUGCUGAGCAGGCAGCUACUGUUCUUUCAGCAGCUCAAGUUCUCUUUGAGAAGAAUCAGAAGAAGCAAGAUUUGAACGCUUGCUCUGUCCUAUCGAAGAUGGCGUGGGAAAGACUGGUGGCAGAUGCUGCUUUCAUCAGCUCUCGGCUUUCAUUUGCACAGGGCUCGAUCACCAGGGCUCUGUUCUUUGCCAAGUUGUCUGUCAGGCUAAACUGCAGAAUCUGGGCUAAGGUUGAGAAGCUCUCACAAAGAAAACAGGACAAAUAUUUGCCCACUAGCAAUAGCUCUGAGAUCGAUACCGUUGUCGAAGGAGUAGCAAAACUCGAUGUCUGUCAGACAUCUAAACCUGAUUCAUCCGUCAGCUACUCGCAGGGAGCACCAUUCUGGCCGCACAUUGGCUCUCAUCACACCUCCCUCUUGCACCUUGCGAAUCUAUCCGCUCAUCAUGGCCUCUUCCAGGAUGCCAUAUACUACGGAGAACAAGCCUUAAAAAUCAACAAGACCCUCAACGCCAAUGUUCGGCUUAUCGCAUCCCAGGCUCAGCUUGGUUCUCACUGGAUUCUAGGCGGUCAUUUGUCCGAAGGUCAAGACCUCUUGGCUGCUGCGUCUACAGCGUCUAAGCGAUUGGAGAGCAGCAUCGAAAUUGUAUCGCUGCAAAUGAGCCUUGCCUCCCUUCACCGAGCACAAGGGCACCACAAAGACGAACUUCGUGCUCUUCUCGAUGCGGAGAAGGUCAUGUCCGACGUCCUUGUUUCGGAAACUGCUGAUUCGUCUAGUGAGCUUGAGGAUAAGAUGGAAAAUCUCCGGAUUCGGGGAACAAGCCGCAGAACGCAAACACAGGGAACAACGACAGUCCGACGAACCCGAGCGGGCACAACAUCCUCAAGGGGCGGUACGAAGAGAGCUUCGCCUGUGACUGCGGACUCUCCUGUGAUCGAAUCAAACGCCUUGUCCCAACUACGAACCGAAGUUCUGCGACAGCAAGCUGGUUGCUCACGUACAAUGCGAGACUUUGACAACGCGCUAUCUCUGUUGACUGAAGCUCGAAAAUAUGCAACUUCCCGAGACAGCCAAAUAUCCCUGCAUAUUGGCGAGAGUGAGCAUCUGCUGGCAGAUGCCAUCAGAAACUUUGCAAGCCAUGCAGUAUACUGUGUUCUUCCGGAGUCUACUAUUUCGCUUCCCGCAUUGCAAUCGCCGAUAAAGGCUGCAGACGAACCAACUCCUUCGACUGUGAAACCCUCGACUGUGCGGAAAACCCGAGCACCCGCCAAGGGAACACGUUCCAGAGCCCAGAAGGCAACCGAUGACUUUUCUGUCAUGCUUUCCAAGGCUGGGGAUUGUCUCAACAAUGUUUUCGCCACCGCUACUACCUUGGGAUCGACUCUCGAUAGCCAUGCAGCUUCCCGUCUGAUGAGUCGGAUCUCCAUGCUUUCCCACACCACUGCCCCUGAAAGUCCAAUCGCCUGGCCCCAGUCACCGGCGAAUGUGAAUGAAAUCGGUCGAAUCGGCGCAUUCACCCGGGAACGCACGGCGAUUGAUAUCGACAAGCAACUGGCUGACUUUUCGGAUCCUCUACUCUGGCCAGCAUCGGCGAUAUCUACCGUUGAGCUUGAAGAGGACUUGUGCUCGAACUUCACUCAGGAAUAUAUUGAUAUCCUCCCAGAGAGCUGGAAUGUUCUUUCCUUGUCCCUCAGUGCAGACCGUUCUGAGUUUAUUGUUUCGCGCCUGCAGAAAGACCACACCCCAUUCUUGUUGCGACUUCCUCUCAGAAGAGGUAAUUCCGAGGAUGAUGAAGAGGAGCAAUUCACCUUCGAAGAUGGAAGAGAGGAAAUGCAAGAGCUUACCAGGCUCGCCAACGAAAGCUCACACGCUGCUCGGCUGCAAACCGACAAGAACUCCAAAAAGGAAUGGUGGAAGAACCGCGAGGAGCUUGACCGACGAAUGGAGACUCUCCUUCAAAAUAUUGAAAGCAUUUGGUUUGGAGGUUUCCGGGGUAUUUUCUCUCCCACACCUCGUGAGCCUUCUCCCCUGGCUCGUUUUGCGAGUGCUUUCCAGAACAUCCUUGACAAAUGCCUACCAUCACGACAAAAGGGUGGACGGACUACGGGACCCAAACUCACACUGCACCAGAACGUGCUGGAGCUAUUCAUUGGAGUGAAGGGCUUGGAAGUUGAAGAGGAUCCCGAGGAUACAUUGAUGGACCUCCUCUAUUUUGUGGUGGAUAUUCUACAAUUCCAGGGAGAGCGAAAUGCAUACGAUGAGAUUGACUUCGACAUGAUGGUUGUUGAAACUCUUGAUGCAUUGAGAGAAUACCACGAAGCUGUGCAGGAAGAGCAGGAACAGCAGUCGCCACAACACACUGUUUUGAUUCUCGACAAGGCGCUGCACUUAUUCCCCUGGGAGUCUCUUCCUUGCCUGCAAGGAUAUCCUGUGUGCCGAGUGCCCUCACUGGAAUGUUUGCGUGAUCGUGUCCUGCAAUUCCGACAGGAACGGGGUGACAAUGAUCUGUCAAGGCUAGGAAUUGAUCGUCAGAAUGGUGCUUAUAUCCUGAACCCUGCUGGUGAUCUGCAGAGCACCCAGUCGACAUUUGACGAGGAUCUUUCAAAAUUGGACAACUGGACCAGAAUUGUUAAACGGGAACCAACCGAAGACGAAUUUAAAGAAGCCUUGGAGUCACGAAGCGUGUGCCUCUACUUUGGCCAUGGUAGCGGAGCGCAAUACAUCCGCGGUCGGACGAUCAAAAGACUCGAUCGUUGUGCAGUCACUUUCCUCAUGGGCUGCAGCAGUGGUAGCCUGACCGAAGCAGGCGAGUACGAGCCGUACGGCACACCGCUGAACUACCUGCAGGCUGGCAGCCCGGCACUGGUCGCGACGCUCUGGGAUGUCACCGACAAGGACAUUGAUCGGUUUGCUCAAUCAACCUUUGAGCGAUGGGGUCUUAUUGGAGAGCAGAGUGUGAACGUUAGUUCUUCGAAGAAGGGGAAGCCUCGUGCACCCAAAGGCAAGGGUCGGUCCGCAGAGAUUCCCCAGCCAAUAUCACUGGAUGAGGCUGUUUGUCAAUCACGAAGUGCUUGUGUGUUGAAGUAUUUGAAUGGUGCUGCACCGGUUAUAUAUGGCGUUCCGUCGGUGUUUUUGGAAUAG